This is a messenger RNA of Homarus americanus (American lobster), 2066 nucleotides long. Its product is annotated as fatty-acid amide hydrolase 2-B-like. Lineage: Eukaryota; Metazoa; Arthropoda; Malacostraca; Decapoda; Nephropidae. The transcript is spliced from 13 exons. Bases 187 to 1842 code for a protein of 551 amino acids. The record is from RefSeq and is a predicted model, not a curated record.
GAUUACAACUGUGUUUACUUGGUAGCGCCUCUGUAUCUGCUGCUGAGAACUUGUGGUAUUGUGAAGUAGUGCGACUUGACCGACCAACACUAAGUAACAUCCUGGAACUAGUACAUGUCCAGUACUUGGCAACCGUGCGUCUAACCAAUCCGCCAAUGCGGCUAACGGGAUAAAAGUAAAACAGGUAUGCUGUGGGGUGUGCUGUGGGCAUUUCGCCCUGUGUUGUGGAUGGUGCGGUGGAUGUGGGAUGAGUGGGUGAGUACUAUCUUCACCCUUGUGGUGGGCUGGCGCAGGAAGAGCCUCCUCCCUCCUGUGUUCAACCCAAUACUUCUCCUCUCUGCUUCUGAACUCGCUGACAACAUCCGAGAAAGAAAGGUGAGCAGUGUUGAGGUGGUGCGGUCAUAUGUUACCAGAAUCAGCAAUGUUAACCCCAUUUUGAAUGCUGUAGCCCAAGAGAACUUUCAGGCUGCCCUGUUGGAGGCAAGGAUGGUGGACAAAAAGCUUGACCAGGGGCUGAGUGAUGGGAGCCUAACGAAAGAUUGGCUGAAGAAAAACCAGCCAUUUCUAGGGGUACCUUUCACCGUCAAGGAGACAAUUGCUGUGGCUGGGUUGCCACACACUGGUGGGCUGGUGGUACGUGGUGACGUGGUUGCAUCUCAAGAUGCUGAGGUGGUGAACAAGAUGAAGAAAGCAGGUGCCAUCUUGUUGGCAAACACCAACAUCUCAGAACUGGGCAUGUGGUGGGAAAGUGAUAAUCGAGUGUAUGGUAGGACCAAUAAUCCAUACGACACCAGACGUACUUCAGGAGGUUCAUCUGGUGGCGAGAGUGCAUUAAUGUGUUCAUGCGGGACGCCCCUCAGCCUGGGCACUGACACAGGGGGAUCUAUCCGCAUACCAGCAUUCUUUUGUGGUCUCUUUGGUCACAAACCAACAAGUGGUGUGGUGUCUCUUCGAGGCUGCAAUGUUCACUUUGAUAAAGAGUGGAGCGAUAUGCAGUGUGCUGGGCCCCUCACAAGACAUGCUAGAGACUUGAUGCCUAUCCUUACUGUUCUUGUAGGGGAAAAUUUUACAAAGUUAUCAAUUGGGAAACAUGUGGACCUAGGAACCCUUCAAAUUUUCACCAUGGAGAAUGAUGGUAAUGGUAUUUUAACAACACAUAUGCACUCUAGUCUAUUAGCUGUACAGAGAGCUGUCACCCAACACUUCCGGCACACUUAUGAUUGCACAGUGCAUAAGGUUGUUAUUCCUGGAAUGCGACGGUCUUUCCAAAUAUGGCAGGAGAAAAUCAAAGAAGAAUACGGUAAUAAUACUCCAAUGUUUGAACAACUAGCAGACAACAAGGGAGAAAUCAAUGUAUGGACAGAGAUUACACGAGCCAUAUUGGGUCGUGCACGACACACCAUACCCUCCUUGGCUCAGGCUGUUCUUGACAUAUUGGAUAGGGAGAUUACAUUCCUUAAGGACCAGACAAAAGUACUGAUGGGCAAAGAAAACACAGCUGUUUCCACAUCAAGAAUGCAGAUGGAAACUCAGUGGAAGACACUACAGAUGAGAGUACAGCGUUUGCUUGGCGAUAAUGGAGUGCUCCUGUACCCAAGUCAUCCCAUGUUAGCACCCUACCACAGUGAGUCGUACUUUCGUCCCCUCAACUUUACCUAUGCAGCUGUCUUCAAUGCACUGGGAUUUCCUGUAACUCAGGUGCCUCUUGGACUAGACCAUAAUGGUCUUCCACUGGGUAUACAGGUUGUGGGAGGAAUGUACCAGGAUCAUUUAACCAUCUCUGUAGCUGAAGACCUGGAGAAGGCUUUUGGUGGAUGGGUUUGCCCAUCCAAGAUUCUAUGAUUUGAUUACACACUCAAGACCUAAUAGAUUAAUUGUUAAGUAAUCACUUUCUAGAACUUGAUAUGCAUUAACUUUCAAGCAUAUAGUAUGUUUAUGAGUGAAUAUUUUUAUAAUAUUUGUGAGAAAAAAAAUAGUUCUCCAGUGUUAAGUACAGUAACUUUGAAACUUUUAUGAAGUACAGGUUUCUUUAAUUCACCUGUGACUAAAUAAAGUCAUCUUUUAUA